GUUGCUGAUGUGACAGCGGCGCAGCCACCGCAGAGGCCGUGGAUCCCGCUUACGAGGCCAAACCGCAACAGGCCGACAUGCAUCUUCACGGUGAUGUGCUACAACGUGCUGUGCGACAAGUACGCGACGCGCCAGAUGUACGGCUACUGCCCCAGCUGGGCGCUCGAGUGGGAGUACCGCAAGAAGGGCAUCCUGGACGAGAUCCGCCACUACUCUGCCGACAUCAUCAGCCUGCAGGAAGUGGAGACGAACCAGUUCUACAGCUUCUUCCUGCCACAACUCAAGAUGGAUGGCUACGACGGCAUCUUCUCACCCAAAUCGCGUGCCAAGACCAUGACGGAGAACGAACGCAAGUUCGUCGACGGCUGCGCCAUCUUCUACCGCACUGCCAAAUUCACCUUGAUAAAGGAGCACUUGGUGGAAUUCACGCAGCUGGCAAUGGCCAAUGCGGAGGGCUCAGACAACAUGCUGAACCGUGUCAUGCCAAAAGACAACAUUGGACUAGCAGCGCUUCUGCACACCAAGGAGGCUGCCUGGGACAAUGGUUUGCCACCAGACCCCAGUCAGUUCCAUCAGCCUAUAUUAGUAUGCACAGCCCACAUACAUUGGGAUCCUGAAUUUUGUGAUGUAAAGUUGAUCCAGACAAUGAUGUUGUCAAAUGAACUCCGCAGUAUCCUGGAGGAUGCCAGCCACAGCUUCAGGCCUGGACACAAACCUGAUCCAAGCAGCAUACAGUUACUGUUGUGUGGAGAUUUUAACUCUCUUCCAGACUCUGGUGUGAUUGAAUUCCUGACAUCUGGAAGAGUUCCUGCUGAUCAUAAGGAUUUCAAGUCACUUGCAUACAAAGCUUGCCUGCAGAAGAUUUCUGGCUGUGAAAAACCAAAUGAAUUCACACAUUCCUUCAAACUUGCUUCCGCAUACAGUGAAGAUAUUAUGCCCUUUACAAAUUACACGUUUGAUUUCAAAGGAAUCAUUGACUAUAUUUUCUACUCGAAGCAGAGCAUGACACCGUUGGGCCUGCUCGGUCCUCUUGCUCCCGAGUGGUUGAGAGACAACAAGGUCGUCGGUUGUCCGCAUCCACACGUACCGUCAGAUCACUUUCCACUGCUGGUGGAGCUCGAGAUGAUCCCAACUGUGCCUCCCUCAUCAAACGGCCUGAUCUCGCACAGGUAGCAGCAGCCCAGAGUGGUUCCUGCAGGAAGCACUGCCAGUUUGCGGAAGCAACCCCAGAGACUGUGAACCCGUCUUUCAUCUCAUGCUGCCCACAAAGCUGGAAUGAGGCAGCUUUACUUUUAUUGAGCAAGGCAACUCCUUAGGCUGCCAUAUUUUUGAAACUUUAGUUUUAACGUAGAUUCAGUUGACAUUGGCAUGGAAUGUUUGCUACAACCACAAUUCAUUAUAAUUAGAUAUAGUGCCCUUCCAUUCCUCAAAUGAGAUUUAAAUUUUCACUACUUCAAACACUGGUAAAGUGUUUUGUGUUCUCAAAAAUUGCUUUGAUUGUUAUUUAAAAUAUAAUGUGUACUUUGGACCUUCGUGUUCAACUUCUGUCUGAAACCUCUUUGUCUCUUACAGCUUCCCAUUCACCUCAGUUUUCAUGAAGUAGUGUAACUCUUACCAAAGUUUCUUAUAUGUGCAGCCUUAAAUCAUCCGUCAUGUGAAAAUCAAUGUAGUAUAUGAUAGUAUUCAUACAGACAGAUUUUUUAGAGUUGUAUUUGAGAAUCUAUGUGGUUGCAUAGCUGAGAUGUAACUGUGACUGAGUCAUCAGAUGAAUAAAACCCUUUGGGUAUCAUGUUGCUCAUCUA
Schistocerca cancellata (South American locust) is the source of this 1802-nucleotide messenger RNA. It is a transcript of the gene twin, whose product is annotated as CCR4-NOT transcription complex subunit 6-like. The transcript has 9 exons. Gene Ontology annotation, cellular component: nucleus; CCR4-NOT complex; cytoplasm. The record is from RefSeq and is a predicted model, not a curated record. The coding region runs from base 94 to 1173 and encodes 359 amino acids. Gene Ontology annotation, molecular function: poly(A)-specific ribonuclease activity. Lineage: Eukaryota; Metazoa; Arthropoda; Insecta; Orthoptera; Acrididae. Gene Ontology annotation, biological process: nuclear-transcribed mRNA poly(A) tail shortening.